Molecule: messenger RNA, 1644 nt
Organism: Sodiomyces alkalinus F11
Lineage: Eukaryota; Fungi; Ascomycota; Sordariomycetes; Glomerellales; Plectosphaerellaceae
Product: T-complex protein 1 subunit theta
Exons: 4
Coding region: 1-1644 (547 amino acids)
Biological process (GO): protein folding
Cellular component (GO): chaperonin-containing T-complex
Molecular function (GO): ATP binding; ATP-dependent protein folding chaperone; ATP hydrolysis activity
Source: RefSeq, a predicted model, not a curated record
AUGUCGUUGAACAUUCCCAACGCCCCUAAUUCGGGCCUGUUCAAGCAGGGAUACAACAAUUACGAUUCUGAGGAUGGCGCUGUCCUACGUAAUAUCGACGCCUGCCGGGCCAUCUCGUCGACCGUCCAGACCUCUCUUGGCCCGUUUGGCCGCAACAAGAUCGUCAUCAACCACCUACAAAAGAUGACGUUGACCUCCGAUGCCGCCACUAUCCUGCGAGAACUCGACGUCGUCCACCCUGCCGCCAAGCUCCUCGUCAUGGCCAGCCAGCAACAAGAGGCCGAGAUGGGCGAUGCUACCAACCUAGUUAUCGUCCUGGCCGGCGAGCUCCUGCGCAAGGCCGAAGACCUUCUACGCAUGGGCCUCAAGACGUCCGACAUCGUCAUCGGGUACGAGAAGGCGCAGAAGAUGGCCCUCGACGCCCUCGAGGAGCUCUCGGUCGACAAGGUCGACGACAUCCACUCGCAGGAAGAGCUGAGCAAGGCCAUCCGCACCGUCGUCGGGAGCAAACAGAACGGCAGUGAGGACUUCCUCGCCGACCUCGUCGCCGAGGCCGUCCUGGCCGUCCUUCCCAAGAACCCGGCCGGCUUCAACGUGGACAACAUCCGCGUCGUCAAGAUCAUGGGCGGCAGCCUGGAGCAGAGCAGGGUGGUCCGCGGCAUGGUCUUCCCCAAGGAGCCCGACGGCACCGUCAAGAAGGCCCGCCGCGCCAAGGUGGGCGUCUUCUCCUGCCCCAUCGACAUGGGCCAGACCGAGACCAAGGGCACCGUCCUGCUGCACAACGCCCAGGAGAUGAUGGACUUCACCAAGGGCGAGGAGAACCAGCUCGAGACCGCCAUCAAGGAGCUGCACGACGUCGGCCUGCGCGUCGUCAUCGCCGGCUCCACCGUCGGCGACCUGGCCAUGCACUACCUCAACCGCUACGGCAUCCUCCUGAUCAAGAUCCUCAGCAAGUUCGAGCUCCGGAGAAUAUGCCGCGUCGUCGGCGCCACGCCCCUGGCCCGGUUAGGCGCCCCCAUGCCCGACGAGAUGGGCUCCAUCGACGUGGUCGAGACCCUCGAGAUUGGCGGCGACCGCGUCACCGUCUUCCGGCAAGAGAACGACGUGACCAGGACGGCGACCUUGGUGCUGCGCGGCGCCACCCAGAACCACCUCGACGAUGUCGAGCGAGCGGUGGACGACGGCGUCAAUGUCGUCAAGGCCAUCACCAAGGACCCCAGGCUCGUGCCCGGCGCCGGCGCCACCGAGACACAGCUCGUCGAAAGGCUCACGGAUCUGGGCGAAAAGACGCCUGGUCUUGCCCAGUACGCCAUCAAAAAGUACGGCGAGGCCUUUGAGGUGGUUCCCAGGACGCUGGCCGACAGUGCCGGUCUGGAUGCCACCGAGGUCCUCAGCAGGCUGUACAUGGCGCACCACAAGCAGGACGACUGGACGACAGGUGUCGAUAUUGAGAACGCGGAUGGUACGGGUACACUAGACGCUCGGGAGGAAGGCAUCCUUGAUCUCUUGGCCUCCAAGAGCUGGGCCAUCAAGCUAGCCACCGAGGCUGCGCGGACCAUUCUAUCUGUCGAUCAGAUCAUCGUUGCUCGGCAAGCGGGUGGUCCUAAGCCCCCCGGUCCUAACCCUAACUGGGAUGAGGACUAA